Molecule: messenger RNA, 693 nt
Organism: Sphenostylis stenocarpa
Lineage: Eukaryota; Viridiplantae; Streptophyta; Magnoliopsida; Fabales; Fabaceae
Source: the annotation of a GenBank genome assembly
AUGGAAUGGAGACCGCAUUAUCUUGAUAUGAUUCUUGUACCAUUAGCAUAUCUGGUAACCGUUGUUUAUCAUGUUUGGUUGUGGCAUAAAACUCGUACACAGCCUUUUUCCACCACGAUUGGAAUCAAUGCUCAUGCACGACGCUUCUGGGUUCCUGCCAUGUUGAAGGAUAUUGACAAGAAGAACAUCCUAGUGGCACAAAGUCUUCGCAACUUGAUAAUGGGAUCAACCCUUAUGGCGACCACAGCCAUUCUCCUCUCAGCUGGUUUGGCAGCAGUGAUAAGCAGCACUUACAGUGUGAAAAAGCCACUUGAUGAUGUUGUCUAUGGUGCUCACAGUGAAUUCAUGGUAGCACUCAAAUACGUGACACUCCUCACCAUAUUCUUGUUCUCAUUUUUCUGUCACACUCUAUCAAUAAGGUUCCUGAACCAAUUGAGCAUCCUUAUUUGCACACCACAAGAUGCCAUGUCCUUGGUGACCCCAGAGUAUCUGACAGAGAUUUUGGAAAAAGGAACGAUGUUGAACACAGUGGGGAACAGGAUCUUCUACUCAGCAAUGCCUCUUUUGCUUUGGAUCUUUGGGCCAGUGCUGGUUCUCUUGUGCUCUAUUGCCAUGUUGCCUGUGUUCUACAACCUUGACUUCGUUUGUGGGAAAGCAAAGAUGGUGCUGAAUGAUAAAAGUGACUUUGCUUGA